This is a messenger RNA of Nelumbo nucifera (sacred lotus), 2722 nucleotides long. RefSeq lists its product as uncharacterized. Lineage: Eukaryota; Viridiplantae; Streptophyta; Magnoliopsida; Proteales; Nelumbonaceae. The record is from RefSeq and is a predicted model, not a curated record.
UUAUUUUUUGGGAGUCGUGAGUUGUUAAAAUUAAUGGGUUUCCAAUCAUACCAGCUCAUGUGACCACCUGUGCCGUUGUUCGUCCACUUCCUUUUUCUUUUUUUCUUUUCUCUCCUAAUUUUUAUCUCUUUGGGUUCUUGAACCAGUUUUGGGUUGUUAUCAAUAUCCAACUAUACUUUAGUUCCUCUCUGUUUCUUUCCCUUCCUCUUCUCUCCCUCCUUUUCCCUUGAAUCACAAACAACUUAGAGGAGUUGCUCUAAUCUUGAAUCCAUGGCUAGCGAGACUGUUGUAUCAGAUCAUUGUACUGAUGAGAGAAUUGAAAAGAAAGUAAAUGAAGCUGCAGGAACUGUUGAAGAGGGUGUUUCUCCACCAAAGGAAAAUGAAAUAACAAAUAAAGAAGAAAAACUGAAAGUUGCAGAAUUGAUAACUCCUGAGUCUCCUUUAACUGAAUCAGAAGAAAAGAUGGAAAAUAAACCUAUUGAGCCUUCUGUAGCUGUAGAGGUUCAAAAGGUAGAAAGGGUUGUGGAAGCACCUGGCUCGGAUGUUCCAGUUGAAGACAUUUCCAAAGUUGUGUCAAGUCCUGAUUUGAAACAGGAUGUAUCCUCCACUCUGGAACCUGCAGUCGAUGCUGGAAAGGAAUCUGAAGAUUCAUCAAAUAUACCUGAUUUUCCGGUUGAAGACAGUUCUAAAUUGAUAGCAAGCCCUGAUUUGAAACCAGAUACAUCCUCCACUCCAGAACCUGCAGUUCAGGUUGUUGAGGAAAAAUCAGAGACAUAUUCAGUUGUGAGAAAUAAACCAUCAACUGAAGCAGACAAACCACAUGAGCAAUUGGAAGUGUCUGCAAUCAUAGAACCACAACUCGAUAUAGGAAAGGAGCCAGAAAAUGUCACAGUACUAAACCCUAAAAUAACAGAGAAGCCAGUAUCGAUUCCUGAGGUGGAGGAAAAACCACAAGAGCCAUUAUCAAUUGAAGCAGUAGAUAAACCAGUUGAGCAGUUGGAAGCGCGUAUGGUAAAUGAAUCGGAAGCAGAAGUGGAGAAAGAGCCAGAUGAAGUUUCUGUUUUGGAAUCUAAACUAGUAGAAGAAGCACAAUUAGUUCGUGAUGUAGAAGUGACCGACGUUAUCAAUGAUGAUGAGAAAGAACCUGAGACACUCAAGCACGAGCAAAGUGUGGACAGUGAAAUAACAAAGGAUGUGGAAACCUUGGCUGAUAAGGUUGAUAAGGUUAAGGAAGGAACAGAGUUCCUGAAGUCAGAACCAACCACUAAAGACCAGGAGCCUAUUGUAUCUGAAUCUCCAGGUGAAGUUAUUUCUAUUUGUCAGGAAGAAGAAGCCAAUUCAAAGGAAGAUGAAGGGGGAUCUGUUCUUCCUGAUGCUGUAGGAAAUGUCAAUGUGGAGGACAGAAAUAAAGAAGGUGGCAUUGAUGCAAUUGAAGGGUUGUCAAAAGAGGCAAUUGUUGAGGUGAAAAAGCUUGAAGAAGAAAAAGAAGAAGAGAAUGUAAAAGUUGAAGGGAAUGAAGAGAAGAAUUUGAAAAUAGAGGAAGCACCUCUACUUGAGCCAACAAAAUCCAAGGAUGCUUGUAGUUCUGAUUCUUCUCCACAAGUUUCUGAAAAAUCUUUUCAGGGAGAGAAGACUCCUUUAAAUGUUGAAGUGGUCACUGAUGAUAAAAAAGCAGAGGAUAGCAAGGAUGACUCACUAGUCUUGGAGGGAGUUGGUGUCAUUGCUGCUAGUACUGUUAGCGAUCCUGUUGGUGAACCCAAGGAGUUGGAAUCACAAAAAAGAAUAGAGGAGGCUGCACAAUCUAUUGAAGAGAAGAUGGAGAAAACAGCAGAAGUGAUUGAGGACAUGUCAAAAUCUGAUGAUCCAAAAUCUGAGUUGUCCAAAAAUGGCAAUGACCCAAAGGCAGAUGCAGACCCUCCUAAACCAGAAAAGGUCACUGUUAGUGAUCCUGUUGGUGAAUCCAAGGAUUUGGAAUCACAAACAAGUGUAGAGGCGACUGCACAAUCUGCUGAAGAGAAGAUGGAAAAAACAGCCGAAGUGAUCGAGGACAUUUCAAAAUCUGAUGCUCCAAAAUCUGAGUUGUCCAAAAGUGGCAAUGACCCAAAAGCAGAUGCAGACCCUCCUAAACCAGAAAUUCAAAUCAAAUCCACUCCAAAGCAAUCGAAUAACAUUAUAUCAAAGGUGAAACACUCAUUUGUGAAGGUGAAGAAAGCAAUCAUUGGGAAAUCCCCAAGUUCAAAAACCAUUUCUUCUGAAGUUAAGGGUGAUGUGCAAGUAAAAUAAUGGGACUGGAACAUAGAGAACAUUGUUUUUGGUUGAAUUUUUGAAAUAUGGUUUGCGUUGGUAAUUGUUGUGUCAUUGAUGCUGUAAAUGUUGUCUGGUUGUAUUGCUGUAUCUGCUAUUGGUUGCCUGUGGGACAGCAAAUGAGUGUAUAUAGAAGGUAUGGGUUAUGCACCUCUCUCUAUUAUCUGUGAGGAUUCAAAAUGUUUUCUGUUCCUAUUUAUUUUAGUUGUUAGUAUUGCUUGUGCUGGUUGGUGCUUUGUACUUGACUGUACAUGUAGCUUUGUGUGACAUCAGAUAUUUAUAGGUGAUAUUACUCUUCAGGUACAUUUUGUUGCAGUAACUUUUAUGUUUUAGUUCUUUCAUGGGGAAGAUUUUAAAUCCUGACCAUGUGCAUCAUGUGUACUACUGUACUAUAUUGCUAGAGUUCAUUUGUGGUGUA